CAGGGGUAGCCCGGGCCGACCAUGGCCGCAGGGCUAAACGAGCCGGUGCUGCCGACCGGGCCGCCCGUCCGUCCGUCCGUCUGCGUGCUCCAGCUCCAGUUGCUUGCUUGCUGGUGUCUGGCAUUCGCUCGCUCUCUCUCUCGCACAGUUCACUAGGGAGGUUCCGUGAAUCCUCACAGCUUCUGCUGCUGCUGCUGCUGCUGCUGGGUCUGUGUGUGUGUGUGGAUCUGCUGUCACUGCCAUUCUCUCUCACUUCCUUCUUCCUCAGUCUGUCUCGCCCGAUUGGUAAGCCUCUGGAUCUGCGUUGUGUGGGUUCGCUCUAUCGUCUUCCGUCUCUGUCUCCUCCACGUCGCCUCCAUUGGUUCUGGCCCUUGAGCAUCUUGGGGUGUCGCGGCGUCGUCUGCAUCGUCUCAUCCUCCCCCCCCCCCCCACUUGCGAGGGGGCUUGUAUCAGUUCUUGCUCGCGGCGUGUGCUCCGCUCUGAUCCCAGGAUUGCCGUUGUGUGAAGGUCGAUGAAUUUUUAGGUGAAAAGAAUUAGCUCUCUUGGAGUUGGUCAAGAUGGCCGCUGUGGUGAUGGAUUUGUCGACGGCAAGAGGCGUCCGAUGUACCGCCUCGAGCCACAGUCUAAGCAGUGCCCGAACCUGUUCAACAAGUUCUUCCUUGCCUUCUGGUUUUAAGAGCCAGAUGCUCAGCGUGAAUUUAAACGUAGUCAGGCGAGCAGGAAAGACGGGCCGCUUGGAAGUAGUUAUGACAGCAACCCUUCCACCGAAAACACAGGGUUCACCUGUAAGUAAACGACCAACGGAGACACAUUCCAAAGUAAUGCACUCUAUAUCUCCAGAGAAGUUGGAAAUGUUCAAAUCCCUCGAAGGCUGGGCCUCCAAGACUCUUCUACCUUAUUUAAAGCCCGUGGAGAAGUGCUGGCAACCACAGGACUUUCUCCCAGAGCCCUCUUCUGAAGACUUCUUGGACCAAGUGAAGGAGCUUCGGGAGAGAGCCGCAUGCUUACCCGAUGACUAUUUGGUGUGUUUGGUCGGUGAUAUGAUCACUGAGGAGGCUCUGCCUACGUAUCAAACUAUGCUGAACACACUAGAUGGGAGUCGGGAUGAGACGGGUGCCAGUCCCACCCCUUGGGGUGUAUGGACUCGUGCCUGGACUGCAGAAGAAAAUCGUCACGGAGAUCUUUUAAAUAAAUAUUUGUACUUGACUGGCCGGGUGGAUAUGAAAAGCGUUGAAAAAACUAUCCAGUAUCUAAUUGGAUCUGGCAUGGACCCUCAGACAGAAAAUAAUCCAUACUUGGGUUUCGUCUACACCUCGUUUCAGGAAAGGGCUACUUUUAUUUCACAUGGUAAUACGGCACGGCACGCCAAGGAACAUGGUGAUGCGAAGCUCGCAACGAUUUGCGGCAUCAUCGCUGCCGAUGAAAGAAGGCAUGAGAAUGCAUAUACCAAGAUCGUUGAGAAGCUAUUUGAAAUCGACCCGGAUGGUGCUAUGCUUGCCUUCGCUGAUAUGAUGAAGAAGAAAAUUUCCAUGCCAGCACAUCUUAUGUACGAUGGCCAAAACAACCAUCUUUUCGAUGAUUUCUCACUUGUCGCCCAAAGAACAGGCGUGUACACCGCCCGAGAUUACGCCGACAUCAUGGAGCACUUGGUGAAGAGGUGGAAUGUCCCUAGUAUUACAGGUCUCUCGGAAAAAGCGUUAGCUGCACAGCAGUACGUGUGCGGACUGCCUCCACGUAUAAGAAGGCUUGAUGAACGUGCCCAAGCGAAAGUGAAGAAGGGUCCUAAGAGAGGAAGCUUCAGCUGGAUCUUUAAUAGAGAAGUUGCGCUGUUGUAGAUGCCAUCACUUUUGUACAGAUCAUGGUUUGAUGGCAAAGAACAACCUGCGGUGUGUACUAGAUUGUGUACUCGUCCGAACAUUGCAUUUGGUGUGCAUUCUGUGCGUGGCCUUCUUUUUCUCUAAUUUUUUGAGCGUAGGGGAACGGUUCGAGACUCUGUAUUUCAGUUGUCGAGACACUGUUGAAGCGGUUUGUGAUUCCUUCCUACUGGACGGAAGCGUCACGUUCGAAAAGUUUCUGGUUUUGGUUGAUGAUUAUCAUCACAUCUUUUUGUGGCCGCAAUCGGAAUGCGACUUUCAAUUCUUACCUCAGACACACGAAACCCUUUGAA
Molecule: messenger RNA, 2167 nt
Organism: Physcomitrium patens
Lineage: Eukaryota; Viridiplantae; Streptophyta; Bryopsida; Funariales; Funariaceae
Product: stearoyl-[acyl-carrier-protein] 9-desaturase 5, chloroplastic
Biological process (GO): fatty acid metabolic process
Cellular component (GO): chloroplast stroma
Molecular function (GO): stearoyl-[ACP] desaturase activity
Source: RefSeq, a predicted model, not a curated record